This is a messenger RNA of Lodderomyces oxycetoniae, 2040 nucleotides long. It is a transcript of the gene TOK1, whose product is annotated as Tok1p. The record is from RefSeq and is a predicted model, not a curated record. Gene Ontology annotation, biological process: stabilization of membrane potential; potassium ion transmembrane transport. Gene Ontology annotation, cellular component: plasma membrane. The coding region runs from base 1 to 2040 and encodes 679 amino acids. The transcript has a single exon. Lineage: Eukaryota; Fungi; Ascomycota; Pichiomycetes; Serinales; Debaryomycetaceae. Gene Ontology annotation, molecular function: outward rectifier potassium channel activity; potassium ion leak channel activity.
AUGGCAGGAUCUAGCGCUUCAUCUGUUUCAAAAAGGGCGAUGAAGGCGCUAGCCAAGGCCAAAACAAUCCUAACGCCGGACCAUUCGUACGGGAAAAAAAUUCAAAUGGAGAAUGUGGAAAAUUAUCAAGAGUUAUUAGGUCCCUUGAUAUUCGAUACAGAAAAGAAUUGUUGGAGCUCUGCAGCUGUUACCUUAACCAACACACUAAAUGUUCCCAUUAAAGAAGUGUUGAAUUUAAAAGUGAGGCCGGGAGAGCCAUACUUUGUCGUUUGGUUUUUGAUAUCGUCGUAUUUCCCGUUAAUCGCCGCAUGUCUCGGUCCAUUAGCAAAUAUGUUAUCUGUUAUUGCGUUGAUACAACACUGGAGGUUGGACACCAAGAACGGAGUAUUGUUGCAAGAUCCUCACAAGGUGGUUGUCAUGAACAUCUUGUCUCUUGUAUUGGGCAUUGUGGGGAACAUUUCAUUAUUGAUGAAUUUUUCUCGAUCGGUAAAGUACCUCAUUACGCAACUGAUAUCGAUUGUUGCAUGGUUUUUCGCGUCGGUCUUUCUCACUGCCGCCGUAUUGGUUACAAAGUACAAUGAUAUUGGUCCCGAUAUGAUUCUCCUGGAAGGAUUUUUCUUUGCUUGUUUCACCGCCGGGUACUAUAUAUUAUGCAUGGUUGUUUUGCUCGUUAAUUUCAUGGGUUACAAACUAGAUAAAUACCCGGCAACAUUCAACUUGGAUCAGAAACAGAGAACGUUGAUGUUAUAUACAGUGUUUUUUGCUAUUUGGUCGGUGUGCGGAGCAGUUAGCAUGGCACAUUUGAUUGAAGAUCUAACGUAUGGUCUGUCGUUGUAUUUUUGUAUUGUUUCAUUCCUUACAGUUGGUUUAGGGGAUAUAAAACCGGUGACUGCAGGAGCAAAAGUGGUGGUUUUGAUAUUUCUGUUAGGGGGUGUAUUGAUAAUAGGAUUGAUUGUUGUUACUUUCCGCUCACUUAUCCUUUCAUCGGCUUCGGCAGCGAUAUUUUGGAACGACGUUGAAAUUGCGAGAAAGAAGUAUGUCGAGAAGUUGAGAAAGGAGGACCGCCACAUAUUGAAUGAGAAGUCCUAUCGCAAGAUGAGACAAAUACGUCACCAAGUCAAACAAAGGAACCUAAAUUCUUCUUUGCUACUAACUAUACUGGUAUUCUUGGCGUUUUGGUUGAUUGGAGCAUUGGUUUUCCAUUUUGUUGAGGGUUGGUCUUACUUCAAUGGUGUUUAUUUUUGUUUCCUAUGUUUGCUAACCAUUGGCUAUGGAGACUAUGCUCCAGCAACAAAUCUCGGGAGGGUGUUUUUUGUAUCUUGGGCAACAGGGGCUGUUCCACUAAUGACUAUACUAGUGUCCAACGUGGGAGACAAAUUGCUUGAAAUCUUUAACACUUUGAGUGAAUGGUGUGGCCAGUAUCUUUUUGAGCCUGAUGAAGCUUAUCAAUUUAAAAAGAGGGUCAAAAAGCAAAUGAAAGAAAGGCAAGAUGAGGACAAGAUAAGUUUGAGUUCGACUUUUUUCUUGGAAGAUGACGUGAAAGAUGAGACUGAGGACGAGGAAGAGGAAGAGGACGAGGAAGAGGAAAAGGAAGAGGAAGAGGAAGAAAACGAUUUAAAGGAUAUCAAUGAGGAUCUUGAGGAUCUUGAAGAGUUAAGCAACAAAUCCAAGAAUGCGUCCACAUCAGGCUCAUUGCUCAACAAGAAAGUUCGUCAAAAAGCCUUCUACAGAAAAGACGCACAUGAAAAGCUUUUGAAGUACUUGAAUAGUUUAAGACUUUUAAUAUUAGAUGGAAUUACAAAUCCACAAAAGAAGUACACAUACAUUCAAUGGCGAAAAACGUUCAAAGCGUUGGGGUUGGUGGAAGCUUCCAAAGUUUUUGAUGGUAAUCAAGAUUAUGGAGGGUUCUGGCUCAGCCAGUACAGUCCGCUACGAAUGCCUUUGAAAGAGCCAAAUUACUUGAUAUUGAAAGCUUAUUACAAAAUUGAAGAUACUUUGCGAAAACUCAUUGAGGAGGAAGAAGAUGAAUACAAUAUCUGA